CAUAGCAUGUUAUGUCGGAUAAGAAAAAACUUGUUAAACUCGUAAAAUUUAAAGUUGACAAAAUUGAACAAGUUGUUUAUCCACACCUCUCCCCCUGGGAUUAAAACUACUUUGUUUAGACAUUUUCCCGCAAGUCGUCAUAUAAGGUAGUAAUAACUGUAAAGCUUACAAUAAAAUAUUAGGUAAAAUGGCACUUGGAAAACAACUGCCGAAAUAAAUGUGGGUAAAUUUCGGAGGUUAGGUGUGUUCGCUAGAUGUGUUUAUGUUCAUUUAAGGCCAGCGGUUUCAAACCCUCACCAGCCGACAUCUUCAUUGAAGAAUAAAGCACAGCAAAAUUUUGGCAAUUAUUUCGCCUGCUUCCUGCCGGUUUGGUAUGUUAUUUGUCCACAAAAAGCUUCCUUUUUAAUUGGAGACUCUUUUCAUCGCCACAAGUCAAUGACGAUGGGUACCCGCCUAGUUUUGCGGAGUCUACUCAACGAACUUUCAUUAGUUCGGAAAUGCUUUUCAAAAUCCAGUAACUGCAAGCUUCGUAGGGGUCGCUUGUAUCAAAACGCCAGAUGUUCUGCGAGCUUUUUUGGUUCAUCAGCUGUGGAAAAUCAACAAUCUCAUCAGGAAGAAAGCAGAGAAGAACGUUUUCGUAAACAACGGAGAAAUAUAGGGCUCAUCAUCGGAUCAUCUGUCGGCCUGAUAGUUCGCUGUAUUUUUUAUUCAGGAGACUCAAUCAAGCUCGUGCCGAAGGGAAAAAUCUUCCUAUUGAUUUUAAAACUGAUAGAAACGUGGUUGAAACUCAAGACAAGGGAGAGGACGAGACAGAAGGUAAACGGAAGAAGGAUAAACAUGGAUUUAAAGAGAGAAGGGUAAUAAAAACCUUUUUGAUUUUUUUGACAUCUUCCUAGUACUGGUUUUACUGAUGUUAUCCUCGAUCCAAAUUUAACUUGUAUGUGUUUAAAAUGGUCAUCGUAUAUUUUUACUAUUCCUAAAAACAGUUAACAAUACAUUACAUUUUCGAAGGAGUAGUUGAUUAUUUGUACGCGCAGGCAAUGUAUCACAUUUGGCUUUUUUGUUUUUGGUUGGAGGAUAUGGGGAGGGUAGUUUUAAGUUUUAUUUAAAACUGUGUUAUAGGAAAUCAAUAAUCAUACCAGACUCCACUCGAAUUUUUCCUCAAACAUAUGUUAAGGCAGUUGUCAAACUUCAAUCUAAAGCUGUCUUAUCAGUGGACAUGAUUGCUAUGUUUUCAGUAGAAGUGCACAUAUUGCAGCUAGUUUUCAGGAACUCAAUGUAUCAAAAGAACAAAUAAACCAUAUUAUUCUUAACAUACCAGUAACAUGAAAUAUGUGAAAAACGAAAUGACAGGAGGUGAACCAGUUGGCUUUCAAAUUACUAGUAUGGUCCAAAAAAAGAUGUUUAAGAAAGAGGGUAACUGCAUUCCAAGUCUCAAUAGAAAAGUGUUAUUCUGCAUAUUCUCCUGCAUGUGGAGGAGGAUGGCAUGUGCUUAUUACACACCUUGAUUAACUUUGAUUGUUUAAUGGGGGAACUUUGAAUUUAAGAGGAAAAGGCUUAUGAGUCUAGAGAGCAGGGAAAGGUAUGUGUGUUAAGUGGUGAAGUCUUUCCCUUGUUCCUCAGAUUAUUGAGUAUGAAAAUCGAAUCAGACAAUACAGCACUCCAGACAAGGUUUUCAGAUACUUUGCAACACUAAAAGUUGUGCAUAUUGGUGAGGACAAUGAUGUGUUCAUGACACCUGAGGAUUUUGUGAGAUCAUUGACCCCAGGAAAAAUACAACCUGCUGGUAAAGAAGGAUUUUGUAUUUCUUGAUCUCUAUUGUGUUGUACUUUAAAUUGUAGACACUAAGCAAUUUGAUUUGCAGAAAUUGCACCAAAAAGCCUUUGCUUAAUUCUUGGACUGGUUUAACUUUAAGACAUUAAAUGAAAGCUAUUAAUGAUAAUUUCCCUGCAUAACUUAAUCUCAAACAAGUAUUGUAUUAUUGAGUUAGUAGUACUUAUUUUUCUCAAAGUAGCUUUUCUUAUGCUUUAAGUAAUUCUCAAAUUAUUCAGUUGAUUUUUAUUCCUUUGUCCCUUUAUGUUUGAAAUAUUUUAUUUUUACAUAUAUCUAUUUAUUCAUUCAUAUUACUUGUUUCAGGAUUGGGACUUGAUGAACAUGAAAGAUUUAAUCCUGAGGUACAUAAUUGCCCUAGACAAGUGAUAGCUGAUUGUAUUAUUGUAUACAUCCCAGCUUAACAAUGUUGAUCCAUAGUUUUUUUAAAAUAUUUAACAAAAUUUCAACUUUUUCCAUGUUCCAUUUGUCUUCCUGUUCAACUGCCAGCCUACCUGACUAUUUAUCUGUCUGUCUCACAAACUGGCUCUCUGUCUACUUGCCCACUUGUCUUUCUUUUUGGUUUUCUAUUAACACUGCAUUAAUAGUUCAUCUUAUUACUGACUGAGUCAUGUCUCACAUUAUCACCUAGAAAGCUUUUUAUUGAAUACUGUAAUUUCUUUGAAUAAGGGCCCAUGCCCUUAUAAGUACCCUUCCCUGAAUAAGCACCCACCUUUAGGCCAUUUCUAAAACAAGCUUUCUCCUCAAAUAGCCACCCCCCCUCUUCUCUCAUUUUCUUAAACAAUAGGGAUGUGAGGAAAACCAGUUUUUAUUGCCACUUAAUUUAUAACUUUGAAGCUUUGAAUACAGCAGAAUUAGUACAGGAGAAUAGUUUCUUUUCCAUUUUAGUUGUUUCUAUCUCCAUGUGCUUGCAGUGUUCCCUCAUGUGUGUUAUCUGUUCUUAAUAAGUUCCUCUUCUGGUUAAGUGCCUUUCUUCCAAUAAAUGCCCCUCCCUUUAGCCAAAAUUUUAAUAAGGCCCUAGGUGCUUCUUUGAGGAAAUGCAGUAUUUGAUUUCCAUCUUCAUAUGAUAGAACAAUUAUUAUUAUUUAUAAAAUUAUAACCUUUUUGAGUUUCAACUAUCCACCUUCUGCAACAUUACUAAUAGACAAAUGAGGAGAAUGCUAAGAAGAAGUAACAGAUAAAUCAUAUUUAUUAUACAAUAUCAUAAAUAUAUUUUUUAAAAUUUACUCUAACUUAUAUUUUAUGGCUGAAGAGUCAGGAAUUACACUCAGCCGGUUGCUCACCUAGUGGGUACUAAAAUCUAUGCAUGCAUGUCUCCCUUCCCCCUUUAUUCAUUGCUUCCCCCUUAUUUACUUCUCACAGUCACAAAAAUUUGAUUUUUUUUGGCUUUGACUUUUCAGAAACACAAGUAUAAAGGAGAGCUUUCUGAACACUUGGGCCAGGAGAGUGUUUUCUUGAGGAUGGGAGAACAUGGGCUUAUUUCGUUCUCUGACUAUAUUUUUCUUCUAACAGUGUUAUCAUGUAUGUCUGUUUGCUAUUGUAUUGAUAAUGUAGAGAAAAGUUAUGUUUUGGGAGUUUAGAGGGUUAAAGUGCCAAUUCUUGGGUAGUCCUUGUUCCUCAGAAGUAUACUUUUUUGACUGUUUCUUUUCUCAGUUCAUCUUACACAUUCGCUGGAAUUUCCUUCGGCUUUGUUUAAAUUGAUUGAAACUUUUGUUAGUUAUGUACCAGUUUUAUUGAAAGGCUAGUGUCAUUUCUAAAUAAGAGAUGGUAUUCUUUCAUUCUGUUUAGUACCUCCCAGAAUGUUUGAAAUUGCAUUCCAAAUGUUUGAUUUAAAUGGAGAUGGGGAAGUUUCACCGGAGGAAUUUGAAAAGGUAGGAGAUUUGUGAUGGUUUACUUUUUUGAGUCUUGGCUGUUUCCUUUAUUAUCAUAAUCAUCAUCUGCACAGUCAUUAGAGACUUACAGCUUGAUACUUACAGCAGAAAUCAGUUGGAAAAUGGGGAGAUUGAACCUCUUGCCUUAAUCGGGGAGACUAUAAUGGUAGACCUGACAUCCAUAAAGUAAGACGGAUUGAAUGCAAGCAACAUAAAAAUUCACUAAUUCUGGUGAUGGUACCUUGGCUCGCUUUAACUGAGUUAAAAAGUAAAGGCGCUUAGCGGCCUUUUUAAUCAUCUCAGUAACGUGAGUGUUCCACUUGAGGUUGUCUUGAAAAUACACACCCAGUAAUUUCACGACACUAACGGCACUAACGUUAGAGCCAUUAAUUUCUAUGAGAUCAUAGGAAGGAGGGGAGCGCACGAAGGAAACUCUUAGCUCAUUACAUUUUUUCGGAUGAAGUUGAAACGAGUUAAGUGUUGACCAGGUAGCUACUUCGUUUAUCAUAGACUGAGCAUUGCUAGGACCGCCCUUGCUUAUGAUUUCAUACACUGUCGUGUCAUCUACAUAUUUUAUACAAUCACUGGCUGAUGGUACUUUCAAAUCAUUUAUCAUAACCAAGAAUAGCCACGGUCCCAAUUUUGUUCCCUGCGGUACUCCUGCUCGGACCGAUCCCCACUGUGAGAGACAAUCAUGUGCAAGUUUGACCCUUUGUUUCCUAUCUUUAAGAAAGGCUAUUAUCCAAUUAAUGAUGUAAGGGUUGAUAUUGUAGGUCGAGAGUUUCGAUAGCAAGAGGCUGUGAUCUAUCAGAUCGAAGGCUUUUCUAUAGUCCAACGCAAAGAUCCGCACGGUGUUCCCCGUUCCGUCUGUUGCUUGUGCCCAAUUGUGCAUCAGGUUUAUCAAUGCAUGCGCAGUGGAGGAUCCUGGAAUACACCCAAAUUGAUCGGGUUCCAGGCGUUUCAGAAGUGCUGGUUUCACAUGUUCAUGGACGACGUAGUGCUCGGCAAUUUUGGACAACGUUGGUGUCAGUGAAAUAGGUCUCAAAUCUUUCGCCGCAUCCUCAACUAUCUUUGUUUUGGGAAGAGGGGUGAUGUUUGCACAUUUCCAAAUGUCCGGUAAAGUCCCUUGACUAAUCGAGGAAUUGAUGAUACAACGAAGAGGUUGAGCGAGCUCAGGAGCGAAGUCACAUAAAGACCCAGUUUGGGAUAUUAUCUGGGCCCCAGCUUUGGAGGAGCUGACCGUACUAAGGCAUUUGAAGGUAGCUUCCAGUGAAAUAAUGGGAGUUUUAAAACCCUCAGUGCUCACAGUUUCGAUAUUAUCUAAAAGUGGGUCAAACGAAGCUUGAGGUUCUAGCAGAGCUGUGUUGAUUUCAUUAGCCAAGAUCUUAAGGUUGAUUGAGGUAGCUGGUUUACUUGCUAGGAGCUGAUUUGCGACACUUGUAGAUGUUUUGUUCAUUCCACAUAACCGCCUACAUUCGGACCACCACAUUUUAGGAUUGUUUUCGGUCAAAACGCUGACUUUAGUGUUGUAAUAAGAGCGUUUGCAGAGCUUCCGUUCCCUAUUUACUUUGUUCAGGUAGUAGUGGAACAAUGGUUUGUUGUCUUGGUAAUAUGCUCUUUGACGGUGUGCUAUAAGUGCCUUGAGUUUGGGUGAAAUCCAUGGUGCGUCGUUUCGGUGGAACUUAACUCGCUUUUUGGGAAGGAUAGAAUCUAACCCUAUGUGAAUUAGGUCACUGAAGUGAGCAUACUGUUCUUGGACGCUAUCUAUAGUGUCGAUUAAUGACCAGUCGACCCCGUCAUAUAACGACCAAAAGCCUGUUUGGACUCAGCGUUAACAGCACGUGUAGUAACCGUUCUGUUUGCAGGAAUAUUGGCCUUGAUCUAAUUUUUUGAAACAAACCAACAGUACAAUGAUCGGAUAGUCCGAAGGGCGGGAAUGGAGAAGGUUUCUCGUAGUGUUCUGUAAGAUUAGUUAGCACUUUGUCGAAAGUGUACGAUCCCCUCUUGUUGGAAAGUGGACGACUUGCGUGAGGCGGAACUGCUUAAUAACUGGUGAAACAUUUGCCCUGUUCCAGUUGCCAGCGAGAAUUAUACCUGCGCCAGGGAUAUCACUCUCUAUCCUAGAGAGAGAAUCCAUCAUGUAAUCAAGGAGGGGCUCAUCUUUGGCAGGCGGUGGAGGAUGGUAUACUGUACCAAUGAUAAGGCAGCUAUAACCCCGGGGCAAUCGGUUGGGCGUGAUUUUGGCCCACAAAACCUCAGGGCCCUCGGGGUCAGGAAACUCAUAGUCCCGUAGAAUUGAGAAUUUGAUGGAAUCUUUUACAUAUAGAGCCACACCCCCAUGUAGCUUGUGGGUCCUAUCUUUGCGUAUGAUGUUGUAGCCACUAAUGUCAACUACGCUGUCAUCAAUAGAAUCUUUCAGCCAUGUCUCCGUUAUACAACAAAGAUCAAACUCGUGGGUGUUCAAAAAAAUACGAAGUUCGUCUAUUUUUGGUGCCAAACUCAUUACAUUAGACACAGCUAUUGGCGGUACGAACUGCAAGGUGUUUUUCCUGGCGUCGAUGUUUCUCUUAGGCUUGAUAAUAGCCAGAUUAUUGAAAUUGACGGCUCUUUCUUCUGUGUAACGGCUGGAGGAAACACGCGUAGUUACUCUCACGGGAAUUGUUGAAAGUCUCAGUAAAGCGUGAUUAUUGAACCGUAAAGAUUCUCACGAAGAAGCAGAGAUCCUCAGAGAACUGAGAAACGUUAAAUGGAAGAAAGCCACUGGCUUAGGUAACCUCCCCUCUGGAUUGCUUAAAGAUGCAGCAGAAGUCAUAACAAAGCCUUUGACUUUUAUUAUCAACUUAUCUCUUGCAACUGAAGUUGUCCCUACCAAAUGGAAAGUGGCCAAGGUGAUUUGUCUCUUCAAGACUGGUGCUUUGGCAGAAAUAGACAACUACAGACAGAUAUCAAUUCUCCCUACUUUGUCAAAGGUUUUAGUGAGAAGGGUGUAUAAGCAGGUAAUGAAGCAGCUUGAAUGCAAUGGCCAUCUCUCCGAAGAUCAGUUUGGCUAUUGGUCUUAUCACUCAACUGAAUUGGCAGUAACACUCUUUACAGACUUAAUCUAGAAAGAAGUGGAUGACAGUAAAGCAACAGGAGCAGUGUUCAUUGACUUGUCUAAAGCAUCAAUACACCAUCAGCCAUUUGGUCUUGUUAGAAAAACUGUCUCGCUAUGGCAUACAGGACAAUGAACUGAACUGGUUUACUGAUUGUUUGUUCCUUUGGAAGCAGGGAGCAAUUUAAGGGAGUGCUGUCUGAACCUAAUCCUGUUUUCACAGGUGUACCCAAGGGAGUAUUAUUGGGCUGCUAUUGUUUUAAAUUCAUUUUAAUUUAGUAAUGCUGUUUGGAACAGCAAAAAAGAUUAAAGGGAUUUGAUGGCAAAGAACUGAACCUCUUAGUAAAUGGAUAUCAUAUCAACAUGGCAACAAGUUACAAGUAACUCUGUGUGCAUCUGGACCAACACUUAAUCUUGAUAUGCACUUUUACAAAACAUACUAGAAAUCAGCAAGAAGAGUGAACCUAUUAUGGUGAAUCUGUUCUAACAUUGACACCUUUAGCCCUGAACAAAUCUACAGAACAAUAAUAAUGCCCAUUUUCACUUACUGUGGCCAAUGCAUGUUUGGUUAGUCAGAGAAACACAGGUGCCAAAUCAGAAACCUGGAACAACGAAGUCACAGGACUAUUCUGCCAAGUUCCAAAUUUUAAAAGUACAAACUUUGCCUACCCUUGGUUUAAAACAUUUUGAAGAAAAAGGCUAGCUUAUUUGUUUUUGACUGCCUACAAGGCAAUAUUUGUACUCCUUUUAAGGAUUAUUUUAAGUUUUCAACCCACAAUUUUAAUAUGAGGAACAGUGGGGCUACUGUUGUUAUCCCAACAGUAAAACUUGAAUUUGCUCGGAUAAUGAAUGUCAAUAAUUAGAUGUGAACUAGAGUUUUUUUUAGUAACAGGGUAAGAUGUUUUUACCAGGCUGUUUAAGGGAUUAAUCUGCUACAUAAACUCCAAUCUGCCUCAUCUGCUCCUUAUUGCAUGAUCUUUUUCCACAAGGAAAAAGGAAGUGAUGUAUUAAGUCUUAUUAAUAUGAUAAGAGUUCAGACUUAAUACUUUGCCCAGUUUAUCAAACUUGACUUAUCCAAUUUCAAAGGAAUUGAAUAGCACUGAAACCUUUACUUGCACCUCUUUGCAUACUAUACAUUCAUUUGGUUUGAGACACUUCAAUAAAGAUAUUCUUUCUGUUUAAUUUUCAGGUUCAGAAUAUCCUUUUUAGCAUGACUCAAACUGGGAUGCGGCAUCGUGAUCAUGUAGUGACAGGCAGUGUUCUAUCUGCUCAUGUGAACAGUGGUAUCAAAGAAUACUUCUUUGGAAAAGAUUUGAAGAAGAGGCUAACUGUGCAAAGAUUUAUAGAGUUUCAAAAGAAUUUACAACAAGAAGUCAUGUAUCUUGAGGUAAAAGUGUUAUUUUCCUUAGGACAAGUUGUAUGUUAAGUGGGAAAUGUGUUUGCUAUACAUUGCUGGGGCCUGGGAGUAAGUCAUGUGACAUAUGGUGGGCAAACCUCUAUUUUGAGGCAGUCAGCUUGGUAAAGUUAUUAGUUCUGCGAAAUAAAUUUUUUCAAACUUUUCUUAUUAUUGAAAUCAUUCUUGAUCAUACCUGACUGUGUACAUUUGACUUUUACUUUGCAGUUCAAUUCCUAUGACCCUGAGAAUGGCUGCAUUAAAGAAUGGGAGUUUGCAGACAUGCUUCUUACUUACUCUAGUUUCCAUGAAAAGAAGAAGGUGAAAAUUCUGAGGAAAGUAAAGAAAUAUUUUAAAGAAAAUCCUCAGGUAAGGUCUGGAAAGGAAUAUACUUGUUAAGCUCACAUGCCUCUGGUAAUUGUUUUAUCUUUUCUUCCUUUUUUUUUAACCAGGGAAUAACAUUCAAAGAUUACUUGGCAUUCUUCAGCUUCAUGAGAAACAUUUCUGAAGCAGAUAUGGCUUUGAGUUUUCAUAAUGCAGCAGGCAAAGCUAUUGAUCCAGGUUUGUUUAGAGCUCAUUACUUGUGAGUUUGAUUUGUGAUGAAAGAGAUAAAACAGUUGGAUACUUAAUGACAAAGACCACCAGUUUGAAUUGUAAUUGGUAACAUUAAUCCUUUUUUCCAACACUUGUAGCUACAUGGAAUGAGACAUAUUAAAUAUAUUAGCUAAUCAGGCUUUUCAAAGUACAAGCAUGUUGACCUCACAGUCCAUAAGAACUAGUUCUCUCACAUUUGCUCUCAGUGAAAUAAAGGGGCAGGCAUCAUAGGGCAGUUAAUGUUAUUUUCCUCUUUUUCCAGCAACAUUCAAGCAAGUUGCGAAGACAGUGACAGAUGUUAAUUUGAGUGAUAAUGUGGUUGAUGUUGUAUACAAGAUGUUUGAUGAAAAUGGUAAAUAGCAUUACAACAGAAUCAAUAGUCUUAAUAUUCAUUUCAGUUAUUGAAUGAUGUUAAUUAAAAAAAAAGAAAAACAAUCAAACAAAAACAAACAAACAGCACAUCUUAGUACCAUCCAUUUAUGGUACCAUGGAUCCUUUCUUGCUAUUGGUUACCACACCUUUCUUUUGACUGAACCUCCUUAUUCAAGACUCUUUUUUCCCUGUAUGUUCCACUGUAUUCAGUUUUAAUAAUACAAUAUGUUGCCCAAAACUGAACAUUACUCCAGUUGACAGAGAGUUAAUCAAACCUUUUGCCCUACAUGUGAGUAUUCUCAUACAGUUAUUGACAAAUGAAACAGGACAAAGAAAACUCCUGAAUUGCAGCAAUUUCUUUGCAAAAUAUGCAAGUUUGAAACGAUUCAAAUGUUAAUUAAACCCCUUAAUCCCUUCAAGUGACUUGCAUCCAAUUACUCCUCACUGUAUCACUAUUGAAUAAGAAACUAAGGUCACAACAAUCAAAGAAAUAAUCCUCAACCUGAGAAGUCUUUUAUUGUUAAGAAAUUUCUCCAACUCAGUGAUAGGAAAUGUAAAGGGAACACUAUAGAGAAUGUGCAUACUGAUGUUAAGGCAUAAGUUCAUGUGAUUGAACUUGUUACUCAAGGCAAAGAUGUCUAAGAUUAAAUCUUCUGGUGGAAAAUUUUGUCAAAAUGAGUUGAUUAAGAGGAUCAUUUCCCUUUUUGUCGAAUUUCAGAUGAUGGAGUUCUUAGUCACAGAGAAUUUAUUGUUGUGAUGAAGAAUCAACUUGUCAGAGGAUUAGAAAAUGUAAGAAAGAUGGAAUGUAGCCACUAGUAAUUACAAUAUUGUUAUCAUACUCCUUUUAACUGAAUAAUUUUUUCCCUUUUAGGACAACAGAACUUACAUCCAUGUUGUCCUUUAAUUUUUCCUUUCAAUGACACAUUAGAAUAAUUGUAAAUUUACAGAAAUUUUUACAUUUCUGACUACUGUGCCACAUGGUAGCCCUUCUUUCAUUGUUUUUGUUCAGGCAACAAAUGAGCCCAUGGAAUAUGAGCAAUUGAAAGUAACCUCUGCAAGUCUCAGAAAGCCAUGAAGACUUUGGCUUGAUUAUGACUAGGUAGAGAGAAUGCCUUCAUUGUAAGUGCUGCAAGAUGCACAUUUGGGCAGGAGUCUGGCUCCACAUUAUCACUGCUAGACUCUUUGCAGACCUCUCACCAGCUUUUGCUGCUCAAUGCCUCAUACUUUUCUGUAGGCAAAGAAACACUCAUGAUCAAGCACUAUUAAUGAGGGCCUGCUUUCAGGCUAGAUUCUGACAGGGUAAUUGUGUAAAGAUCGAUAAAAAUUAAUUUUAGGGAACAUAGGUAAGCACCAAAACCAUUAAGUAACUACUGUUAUCUCAUACCUGACUGGCUUUUUCCUUGCAGCCUAGAAAUGUUUCAUAAAUAUUCAUGGUGUUAACAGUUUUCUGAGUUUCAUAUUAAACUAAAGUUAACUUGCUAAAAUGUUUACAAACAAUCUGAUAAAGCAAAAAAACCAGCAGAUAAAGGGUGUAGAUAUAGACCUCUCUUGUAAAUGGUUGGCCAAAUUGCCAUUCUUCUGUUAUCAUGUACACCAGCUUCACUAACUUUUCUGGCGUCUACAACAUAUAAAAAUUAAAACAAAAUAAUCGACAAUCAAGAGUGUGGCCAAGAAGGCUUAUUUUUGUGCACAUCAAAGAAUAAUAAUCAUGCUGGUCAUCAUGAAUGAGUUCAAUACAAUAUGUGAAAUUUUGGAACAACUUCUUGUUGAGGCUAAUGCUGUCUCUUUGCUUUUGAUUUUCAGCCAAAGGAUACAGGUUUUAGUAGACUGAUGCAGGCCAUUUGGCACUGUGGAAAACACUUUGCAUAUACCACUCUGCAUGGUAAGAAACAAUCUGCUGAGGACUAGAUGAUAAUCAUGUUGAACUCAAAGAUCAGAAUGAACACAGUGCCAGGAAAAUUGAUUUGUUGCUUGUCAGUGUAAAGUAAAUUACAAAUUAAUGAAAGGAUUUAAUGGAAGGAGUGAGGUCCAUGUACUAGCUUGCAACAAUAGUGUACAUUAGCUGUCAUCUUCAAAUGUUCAUAAACAGUUGUCUUCAGAGAACUGACUGAAUGUGAUCAGUGGGUAUGAAAAAUGAAAUGAUUUUGAAUUCCAAGUAUUGACCAUUAUGGCUAGUAACUUGCACAUGGCACUGGGAAUUUGCCUGUUUGUUUCAUGUACAAAUGUAACUGUGAAAUUGUUUGUCAGUCAGAAAAAGAUGCGAAUUUGAGCUAACUUUACAAAAAAGUACAAAUUUUGUAUUUAGUGUAGUUCUUGGUUGUACAUUGACUUGAAUUAACUUGAAAUAGCUUGUGGGUUUCAGGAAAGAGUGAAUUGUUUGUAAAUCAGAGAAAUGUG
Pocillopora meandrina is the source of this 11548-nucleotide messenger RNA. Lineage: Eukaryota; Metazoa; Cnidaria; Anthozoa; Scleractinia; Pocilloporidae. The record is from the annotation of a GenBank genome assembly.